Chlamydomonas reinhardtii is the source of this 1947-nucleotide messenger RNA. RefSeq lists its product as uncharacterized. Bases 192 to 941 code for a protein of 249 amino acids. NCBI's taxonomy places the organism in Eukaryota, Viridiplantae, Chlorophyta, Chlorophyceae, Chlamydomonadales, Chlamydomonadaceae. The record is from RefSeq and is a predicted model, not a curated record. The transcript is spliced from 3 exons.
GGUCAGUCGCUAUCCAAACUGCUAAGCAACAGGAGCUUUGGUGGUGCAUGCAAUGUAGUUGCGCAAAUGGGACCUGUUUGCAACCCGAGUGCAAAUUUGCACCCAAUUUGCCUUAUUUGCGCGUUCUGAUGUAAAUGCCCCUCAAGGGCCACGAGUCAGAUCGAAAGGCUACUUAACAAAACAGCGUCCAGAUGCCUGCGUCCAAGGAAACCACGCGUCACAACCCUCACGAACAUGGGCCACAGCCCUGCGCGGCACUCGCUCAAGUGCCCGAACACGACGUAUGUGACUUUGGCUGGACCUCCAUCGAAAACGCCGCACGCGUUAGGCCUAGGAGGGCACGGAGGCACAAACGGAAAGCGACGUCUACUGGGCCAAGCUCCACCUCGGCGGAUGGUAGCUCAGCGAGCUCAUUCGACCGGGCCGCAAUUGAGCUCCUGCUCGCCCAGAUCCAACGGCUCUCGGCGGAAAAUUUCCAGCUGCGCCAGCGUAAGGCGCAGCUGGAAGCUGCGCGAGGCCUCCAGACGAACCAGGUAGUGCUGCCGGCCCCGGAAGCUCCGGCCGCGGAGGCUCCGGCCGCGGAAGCUCCGGCCGCGGAGGCUCAGGUGCUGGCCGCGGAAGUGCCGGCCGCGGAGGCUCCGGCCGCGGAGUUGGCGGCGGUGGAGCUGCCGGCCCCCGAGCUGCCGGCCCCCGAGCUGCCGGCCCCCGAGUUGCCGGCCACGAAGCUGCGGCGGCGCCGCGGCCUCCUGCGGUUCUGCCGGUGCUUCUUGGCCCUAUGGCGAAAACAUGCAGGGCCGCGAUGUCAACGUGGCGUGCAACAUCCGGCUCCUGACGCCAGCUGGCGCAGGCCGGCGGCGCUUAGCCGGCCCGUGGCCCCCGCCGACGCCGUCGCGGCUGGCGGCGGCCGCGGCAGGGGCGGGGAGGCCGCCGGCGUGGACUGAUGGGGCGGUGUUGCAGGAGGAGAUGCCCGCAGCAGUGGCUGCGGGGGCCAACCGGGCGGCUAUGUCCGUCUGUGGGUAAUCAGUCCCCGGACCCACAAACUCAAUCCGUUGUUGCGACGCACGGGCCCCCCACGGCCGGCCACGUCCACAGGUGGCAGGGCAGCAGUGGCUGCGGGGGGCAACCGGGCGGCUAUGUCCGUCUGCGGGUAGUGCAGUCCCCUGACACCUGCACUUGGACGUAGCCGGCCGCGAGGGGCCCGCGCGUCGCAACAACGGAUUGAGUUUGUGGGUCCGGGUGCAGGCACCUCCCGGGCAGCGAGAGCAGCAGCAAGGGCGGCGAGGAGGCGGGGGGCAGCAGCGAGGGCGGUGAGGAGGAGGAGGGCAGCAGCGAGGGCAGUGAGGAGGAGGAGGGUUCAGGCGGCUCAGCGGCCCCACUUUGGAAGCACUGCCGGAGCUAGGCAAGCCCUGGCUUGACAGCCGGAGUGGGCAGGGCUGGCGGCCUUGCCACGGUCGUGGCUGUUAGGCUGUAAGGCUGUGGGGCUGCGUGAGCUUGGACUGGACUUGACUGGACUGUGGAGCUAUGGGCAGUUGUACUAAAUCUGGCAACUCGGCGAUGGACAUGCCAGUCCUGCCAUGUGUGUCAGUCUUCCAUGUGUGCCAGUCUGCCAUGUGUGCCAGUCUUCCAUGUAUGCCAGUUCUGCCAAACAUGGCAGAACUGGCAUGUCCAUCGCUGAGUUGCCAGAUUUAGUACAACUGCCCAUAGCGCCGUGUUUGGCUGAUUGAGCCUGGUUGAUUGAGCUGAUUGAGGUCUGAGACUGAGGCCAGGGCGUGGGCGGCCCCAAAGGUGGUGAUGGGUGUGCGAUGGGACAGUGUCAAGGCAGGUUGGUGAAGUCCCGUAGGGUGCAGCUAAUUCCCAGACCCCAGGUGGUGAUGGGGGUAAUUGGUGGUGACCACAGACCAGGGUGUGGGCGGUUGUCCUCUGGGAUCGGGCUCAACCCUUUUCCAA